AUGUCUAACUCCCUGUCAUUGCCAGAGCUGGGGGAGGACGUGUGCCUGGCUGCCUUGCUCCUUGUAUUCCUGGGCCGGGUCUGGAUCCUAGCGGUCCUCGACCUGAUCUGGCUCCAUGGAGAUAGAAACACACCUGGGGCAGGGGGCCGCUGCUCUGCCUGGGUCCGCAACCGGGCCAUCCAGAGACAUAUCCGUGACCACCUCCCCAUCUCGCUGGUUAAAACCGCAGAUCCGGAUCCCUCCUGGAACUACCUCUUUGGCUUCCACCCUCAUGGGGUCCUGGUCAGCGGGGCCUGCAGCAACUUCUGCACAGAGACCACUGGUUUCUCUCACCUCUUCCCUCACCUCCAGCCCCACCUGCUCACAGUCCCCUGUUGGUUCCAGCUCCCUGACUUCCGGGACUACAUCAUGUGUGCUGGAUCAGUGUCCUCGGACAAGGCCAGCACCUCCUAUCUCUUGUCCCUGCCCGGGGGCCUCCUGGCCGUGGGAGGGCCCCUGGAGGCGUGGGAGGCAAAGCCCGGAGCGCUGAGCUUGCGAAUCCGGAAUCAGAAGAGAUUUGUCGGGGCCUCCCUGGUGCCAGUUUUCUCUUUCGGGGAGAACUAGCUCAUCCAGCAGUUUCCUAACCCGCCCGGCUCAUGGGUGCGAAGGACAGAGGAAGCGCUGCAGCCACUGCUGAGAGUGGCCCUGCCGCUGUUCCACGGCCCCCAGGGCCUCCUCGUGCCCUUCCGCACGCCCAUCCACACCGUCGGCGAGCCCCGGCCUCUAACCGCUCCGCUAUCCGGCCCGCCCGCCUGCUCCUCCCGGGCUGAAGGCCCCUGCACCCUCCCCGCGCCGGGAGUUAAUCGCGGCGAGCGCGAAGUGGGGGCCCCGAUCCCGGCGCAGGUGGACGCGCAGCACGAGGUCUACUUGGAGCGGCUCAAGCAGCUGUUGAAAGAGCACAUGGCGCGCUCUGGCGUCCCCGCCGACAGGCACCUCCCCCCACCUAGACGCGCCGCCGGCCCCCACCGGUGCCCUCGGUGA
Mesoplodon densirostris (Blainville's beaked whale) is the source of this 1020-nucleotide messenger RNA. Its product is annotated as putative diacylglycerol O-acyltransferase 2-like protein DGAT2L7P. Gene Ontology annotation, cellular component: endoplasmic reticulum membrane. The record is from RefSeq and is a predicted model, not a curated record. The transcript has 7 exons. NCBI's taxonomy places the organism in Eukaryota, Metazoa, Chordata, Mammalia, Artiodactyla, Ziphiidae. Gene Ontology annotation, biological process: triglyceride biosynthetic process; diacylglycerol biosynthetic process. Gene Ontology annotation, molecular function: diacylglycerol O-acyltransferase activity.